Molecule: messenger RNA, 2201 nt
Organism: Dermatophagoides pteronyssinus (European house dust mite)
Lineage: Eukaryota; Metazoa; Arthropoda; Arachnida; Sarcoptiformes; Pyroglyphidae
Gene: shep
Product: RNA binding motif single stranded interacting protein alan shepard
Molecular function (GO): RNA binding
Source: RefSeq, a predicted model, not a curated record
AAUUUUCUCAAGUGGUGUUUAUAAGCAUAUUUACAAAAAUAUUAUCAUCAAACAAUAAUGAAGCAAGAAUCACAGCCAAAAAUUUUAUAUAGUAGAGCAUUGCAAGGUUCAAUGUCGAAAACAACAACAACAACAACAUCAUCAUCAACACCGACAACAACAAUAACAACAUCUAAUAAUAAUAAUAUGAAUACAAUGAGUAGUAAUAUAAAUCAACAAAUGAAAACAGUCGGAUCAUCAUCAUCAUCAUCAAUAACAUCACAACAAACAUCGAUUCAGGCAAAUUCAAUGAAUGGGCCAAAUAUAUCUUCAUCAUUUCAUCAACAACAACAACAACAAUUAACUCAUUUGAAUAAUAAUAAUAAACAAAUGAGUUCAAGUGGUGGUGGUGGUGGUAAUAUUAGUAGUAAUGUUGUUGUUGGAAUUAGUGGUAAUGGCCGAACAAUAUUACCAAAUUCUUCACAACAACAAACAGGCAUGCCAUUCCGCAUGUAUAAUAAAAAUUGCCAACAACAAACAUCAAAUAAUAAUUAUUCGAUACGCCAUGCACAGCCUUAUCAUAAUUCAUCCCGAAUUUCAUCACAACAACAACAACAAAGUACAACAUCGUCUUCCGUUUCACCAUCAACAACAUCAUCAGUAUCAGCUGUAGCUAAUGUUGCUACAGGUGCUGUUACUGCUGCUGCUGCUGUUGCUACUUCUAAUGUUGCUGGAACCGGAAAUCAAAUGGUACAAACAAAUAAUAAACUAUCAACAAACAAUGGAUCAUCUACCUCGAUAAAUGCUCCAUCGAUUAAUAGUGGAAAUAAUAUUGGUACAACAAGUGGAAAUAACAAUAACAACAACAAUAAUAAUAAUUGUAGUUUGUCCAUGAAUUCAUCAACAAACAUAAAUACACAAAAUGGAACGUCAACAUCGAUAUUGUCGUCAGAUAAAUCGGAUUCAUCAACAUUGACAACAACAAUUAGUAAAACAAAUUUAUAUAUUCGUGGAUUGACGCCCAACACUACUGACAAAGAUCUUCAAUUACUUUGCCAACCUUAUGGUAAUAUUGUCUCGACAAAAGCCAUUCUAGAUAAGGAAACCAACAAAUGCAAAGGUUAUGGUUUCGUUGAUUUUGACAAUCCUGGCUCUGCCGAACAAGCGGUCAAAAGUUUAAUUUCACAAGGUGUUCAAGCACAAAUGGCGAAAUGUACCGAUACAAAUAGAAACAAAAUAAUGCAGCAAAAGAUUCUUCAACAAGAACAUGAUCCAACAAAUUUAUAUAUUGCAAAUCUACCGAUGACAAUGGCCGAAGCAGAUUUGGAAGCAAUGCUUUCAUUAUAUGGUAAUGUUAUAUCAACACGUAUUCUAAAAGAUUCGAAUGGUACACCACGUGGUGUAGGAUUUGCUCGAAUGGAAAGUAAAGAAAAAUGUGAAAGUAUCAUCAACAUUUUGCAUGGAAAAUUAUUACCUGGCAGUAAGGAUACAUUGUUGGUAAAAUUUGCUGAUGGUGGUAAUAAAAAGAAAAAUCAUUAUAAAAAUGAAAGCCGUUAUCGUAGCGAGGUUGAUCAACUUCAGAUGGGAUUCGAUUCAACAAAUUUGACUACGAACGGUGGUGUAACAGCCAUGUUACCAUCACCAAUGAGCGCUACUUCGUAUCAAAGAUUUUCAUCACCAUACCAGAAUCCAAUGCAAGCAAAUCCAUGGCUGCAUCAUCAGGCACCACAACCACAAUAUAUAAUGCAACCACAAUUAAUGGAUCCGAAUGCUACAGCGCUUCAAUUUUCGCCCGCAUUGAUGCAUCAAUUGACCGCACAAAUGUCGCACAUACAAUUAGGUGGUGUUUCAGGAACGGCCGGGGUAUGUAAAAUCAAAUUCAAUGUUGGAAAACUCAUUUCAUUUUUUUUUCAUCAUUAGUAUCAUUUACCGGGCAAUCCACAUCCAUAUGGAACACAACUUUAUACACCACAGUUGAUACCAACAAUGCCCAUGACUGGUGUUGCUGGAGAUCAACAAGAUCAAAUGAAUCCAUCCCAAUCAGUGAGCAGUGGAAGUAUUUCGGGUGAAGAUGCACAACAACAACAACAACAACAAGCAAAUCAACAACAAGUAACAGCACAACAAGCACCACCACCAAAUUUUCAAUUAUGUUAUGGUCAACAAAAAUAAGAGAAAUAAUGAUGAUUUUUUUUCAAGAACAUUUUCUAUCAUCACCAUCA